AUGUCACUAGGCCUCGAGUCGAACCCAAGCUAUAUCAACCUCAACGCGCGCGUGCAAGAUCAAGGGGAAGAGGGUGAGAGAGCAAUCUUGAACGAAUCGGAAGACGGCUCGGAGAAGGAUAUCGCUGAAGAAGUACGCCGGAGUACUAGUACCAGUGACAUGCUGCAUGUAGACGCAGAGCGUUCGACGCAGCCUCACGGGCCCCACCAGGAUGGUAUUGACCACGCUGCGAGUGUAGUGUGA
Peniophora sp. CBMAI 1063 is the source of this 243-nucleotide messenger RNA. Lineage: Eukaryota; Fungi; Basidiomycota; Agaricomycetes; Russulales; Peniophoraceae. The record is from the annotation of a GenBank genome assembly.